UUUUAACCUCACUAGAAGGUGUACAAUGUUUACAUUCCGAACUUAAGUGAAAAUAAAGCGUGUGCGUUAAUUUAAAUAUCUCAUCAGCCAAUACUGACAAUCUUAUUUCGAGAUAGGACGAGUAAUUAUGAGUUUAGUUAAAACUGGAUAAAGAUGUUUAAUGUUUAUCUAACAGGGUGGUUAAAGAUAACAGAGAGAGGACUUCAUGUUGACAGUUGAAAGUGUAUGUUUAUGAAAGUUUAGUUGUUUAGACGGAUUCACCAAAAUAUCAAUGGUCGAAGCAAUCAAACAGUUUUAAAAUGGCGAAUUCUCGCGAGAUUUAUGACGUUAUAGUGGUGGGAGCUGGAAUAGAAGGGUCUUCUACCGCAUACCACUUAGCUAAGGCCGGAAAACAAACGCUACUGCUAGAACAGUUCCCAUUGCCCCACAGCCGGGGUUCCUCCCACGGUCAGUCGCGGAUUACCAGGAAGGCGUACGGUGCCAAGGACUUCUACACACGUAUGAUGUUCGAAUCCUAUGAGCUCACGACAGAGCUGGAGAAGGAAUGUGGGAAGCAGCUUUUUAUAAACUGCGGUACCCUGGUGUUCGGUCGCCCGGAUGACCCUUUCACGUCAUGUACUGAAGAGUGUCUGCAGCGCUUCGGGGUUCCCUUUGACAAGAUGGACAGUGUAGAACAGCGCCGCCGCUACCCGAGCAUGGCGUUUCCGGACGACUUUAACUUCAUACUGGACAAGUCUGGUGGAGUGCUCAGGGCGGACAAAAUGCUGCAAGCGUUUCAGGCCCAGUUCGUGCGUUUCGGGGGAGUUUUGAGGGACGGGGAGCCCAUGGUGGACCUCCAUCCCGGGGAUGAGGUCACUGUGAGAACCCGGGAACACGUCUAUAGGGGCCGUAGUGUGGUGCUCGCCCUUGGUCCCUGGGCCGCAACCUUCCUGCCCUCUAUCGGAGUCAACAUUCCCUUGGAGCCUCUCAAGAUUACCGUCUGCUACUGGAAGGAGAGCGGCUCGGACACAUUCUGUUCUUCCAAGUUUCCCACCUUUAUCACUGAAAACGCGAUGGGAGACGGGCACAUUUAUGGACUUCCGGCUGAAGAGUAUCCAGGCUUGGUUAAGAUCUGCCUGCACACGGGCCCCAGGAUCGACCCGGACAAGAGGGACGCUGUUGAUAACCAGUGGGUAAUGGACAAGAUCAAGGCAAUCAUCGCCACCCACUUUCCCACCCUCGAGAGGGAGCCCCGGGUAGUUGAGACCUGCAUCUACACGAACACACCAGACUAUGAUUUUGUUUUGGACCACCAUCCGGUCUGGAAAAACGUCGUCAUAGCUGCUGGAUUCUCAGGUCACGGGUUCAAGCUGGCCCCGGUGGUUGGUAAGGUGCUGUCCCAGAUGGCCACGGGUCAGAAACCCAGCUAUGACAUGUCGCCUUUCAGGAUUGACCGCUUCUUCAAGAACAAACUAUAAACUCCUCGGACUUGCUGUCGGUGUGGGCUAUUCGUCUUCUUUGUUGCUAUUUAUUAUUAUAUAAGUAAAUGUCGGUGUAGCAAAGGCGUUUAUAAAUAUAUACUGAAAUAGAGGGAUUUGUUAUUUUCUUUUACCAAGCACCUUUUCUAAAGAACUCGUCUGAAUCGCAGGAAAGUCAUCAUUCUUUCAUGCCCUCUUUAAGGCUAUUCGUGUCUACAUUUUCACUCACAACUACUUUACAAAUGUUCGUUAUUUCUCAUGAGAAUGCAUUGUAGUUUUUAGAAACCUUUAGGUUUUAGGUACUAUGAUAGACGUUGUUUUCGAUGUCGUUAACAAAACACAAUUAACACAAUCCAUCUCAAUUACUUAAAUAUGUUAUUUUCUAGUACUGGUAGAUGUUUAAUCGUGUGUUGAUAUAUCUGGAGUUACCUCGCUUUCAUCACGGAGGUGUUCGCGUUUUCUAUACAGUCUCUUCUGGAUAAAAAAUAAUAUACAGUGUGUUUAGUCUAUUAUAUCAAUAUGAUGUUGUUUACCUGCUCUCUUGUUAUUAUUAUUUGAAUUACUCAUUAUUCCCUGCAUGCAUGUAUUAUACUAUGAAGUUGUUAUCACGAUGAGCUGUAAUAUGCGUAAGUGAAUAAAAUACUUGUUCUGUUC
Molecule: messenger RNA, 2111 nt
Organism: Dreissena polymorpha
Lineage: Eukaryota; Metazoa; Mollusca; Bivalvia; Myida; Dreissenidae
Product: peroxisomal sarcosine oxidase-like
Exons: 8
Coding region: 300-1457 (385 amino acids)
Cellular component (GO): peroxisome
Molecular function (GO): sarcosine oxidase activity; L-pipecolate oxidase activity; flavin adenine dinucleotide binding
Source: RefSeq, a predicted model, not a curated record